Messenger RNA from Rhopilema esculentum, 940 nucleotides. RefSeq lists its product as uncharacterized. The record is from RefSeq and is a predicted model, not a curated record. Lineage: Eukaryota; Metazoa; Cnidaria; Scyphozoa; Rhizostomeae; Rhizostomatidae.
UGGUAUUCUUUGACAAUGGAAAACUUUUCAUCCAGCCUGCUACUACCAUAUCACUGCAAUAGAACAGAAUUAUCUAAUAAUAGAAAUCUUGAUAUUUCAGGGAUCACAGUCGUGUCAUACUUCCUCACUGAACUGACCAAAGAAAAGAGAAGUCUAUGGGACCAAAUUCAAGAGAAAGUUGAUCUCAAAAUUGGCAAGAAACUUGCGGCAUACCACGUCGAUCGACUGAAGGCCGAGGUUUUUAGAGUUCUCGAGUCUCGUUUUCAAGAAUCAAAUAAUUUUGGACCAGCUGACUUGAAGACCGUCUUGGACAAGCGACACCUUGUUUUCCCACACAACUGGCCAACCCUUGGCUGGUCGUAUGAGCUGGCUUUGGGGAUAUUGUACUGGAUGCCAUUUAUGAUUGCAGGAUAUCAGCAAAUGAUCAAAGAAAACAAACAACAAAACUGUGCCUUGGCAAAUGAAAUGGCAAGAGCACGGGCAAAUAUCAUAACCUCUAUGAAAGAAAUGAUGCGAAAACGGUACCAGCAGUUGCAUGGGACCAAAUAUUCCUCUGAUCGAGUGAAUUAUCCCUGCAAGAAGAAAAAGGCACACAAAUCAAGGAAGGGCUUGAAGAGGAAAAGACUAGGGUUGAAGAAUCGAGGCUUACUUUUUCCUAAUGAUAGAAGUGACGAGUGCGUCUCUAUUGACCGAUUGUUGACAUGGGACGAUGGCCUAGACGGCAAAAAAUUCACCAUUAGGAAACGAAACACGGGCUGGGUUGGUGACAAUUGGACAACAAAAAUCAACAAAGUCAGGGAUGAUACUGUUGAGUUUCUCUGGAAAGAGGUAAAUAAUUCUUGAUCGAGAAGACCACAUCUCUUCAGCUAAUGAUUAUUUAUUCCAUGAAAAUACCGUUUAUUUGUUGCAUCUCGUAUAGAAAAAUGAAAGUAGCAAACAA